This is a messenger RNA of Chenopodium quinoa (quinoa), 1742 nucleotides long. RefSeq names its product AAA-ATPase At3g50940-like. NCBI's taxonomy places the organism in Eukaryota, Viridiplantae, Streptophyta, Magnoliopsida, Caryophyllales, Amaranthaceae. Gene Ontology annotation, molecular function: ATP binding; ATP hydrolysis activity. The coding region runs from base 188 to 1579 and encodes 463 amino acids. The record is from RefSeq and is a predicted model, not a curated record. The transcript has a single exon.
UCCAACUCAAUCAAAUGUAUUAUGUACGUACAAUAAGAUCAAAACGUGGUAGUUUUUGAAGCCUUGUGCAUUAAGAGAAAUGCCUUGUUAAAGUUGUACAAGAGUCACAAAUCAAUUUUACCUUACAUAUCUUGGCCUAAAAACACAAUAAGAAAUACAGUAUAGCUCUUCUCCAUCAAUUGAUUCCAUGGCUCCAAAUAUGCCUUCAGCCACCUCAGUAUUAUCAGCCUACACCACUUUUGCAGCGUCGAUAAUGGUGGUGAAAACAAUGCUCAAUGAAGUUCGAAACAACGCAAACCAAGUCAUCCCUCAAACCCUUCAAGAAAAGAUCAUUGUGAAGUUCAGCCAACUAUUCAAAAUUCGUUUUACAGAGGAAGAAAUCUUGACCAUUAACAUCAGUAGGCAAUGUGACAGUCUCACCAAGAAUGAAAUCUACGAAGCUGCCCAUACCUACUUGGGCACCAAAAUCAACCACUCGAACAAGCGGCUUAAAUUGAGCAAAGCACCGAGGGAUAAAGACCUCUUAGUCAGCAUUGACAAAGGGGAAGUGAUCCUCGAUUCCUUUGAAGGGAUCACGUUGAGGUGGGUCAAGCUCGUGAGCGACGAGUUAUCCCAAGGACAUAUGGGUCAUAAAGUGAACAUGUUGUCCAUGGAGUUGAAUUUCAACAAGCAACACAAGGAUAAGGUUUUAGGGAGAUACAUUCCUUUUGUCUUGGAAACAGCUAAAAAAAUUCAGGAUGAAACCAGAGUAGUUAAGCUCUACAAAAUAGGAGAUCCCUUUAAUGAUCCGUCGUCAAUCGACCUCCAUCAUCCAUCAACAUUCGACACGUUGGCCAUGGAGCCUGAGGUUAAAAGGGCACUCAUUGAUGAUCUUGAUAAGUUUGUGAGGAGAAAGGAGUUUUAUCACCGUGUCGGAAAGGUAUGGAAGAGGGGUUAUUUGCUGCAUGGACCUCCAGGGACCGGGAAAUCUAGCUUGGUUGCUGCCAUGGCAAACUACCUAAAGUUCCACAUUUAUGACUUUGACCUCUCCAGGAUUAAGCAUGACAUGGAUUUUAGACGCUUGUUAGUUUCCACAACUAAUCGGUCCAUAAUAGUGAUCGAGGACAUAGAUUGUAGCUACACCAACUUUCAUAACAGGCAUCUGUCGUCUGGUGGAAACAAAGAUACGAAGCAGACUAAUGAAGGUUCAGGAGGUGACCAUACAUUGCCACUGGCGGGGCUGUUGAACUUCAUUGAUGGGCUGUGGUCAAGUUGUGGGGAUGAGAGGAUCAUCGUGUUUACGACCAAUUACAAGGAGAGGCUUGAUCCAGCUUUGAUAAGGCCAGGCCGAAUGGAUGUGCACAUUCAUAUGUCUUAUUUGACUUUCGGUGGAUUUAAGAUCUUAUCAUCCAACUACCUCAACAUCAGUAGCCAUGCUUUGUUCGCGCAAAUUGAAGAGCUGUUAAAAGAUGUACAGGUUACCCCUGCAGAAGCUGCACAGGAGCUGAUGAAAAGCGAUGAUAUUGAUGAAGUGCUUGAAGGGUUUGAGCAGCUGCUCCUUAAGAAGGAAAAAGGCAAACAGGUUCAGGAAAAUCUAUAAAUGCAAAUUGGUACAGAAGUUAUCAAUUUGCACAGUUAAGAUUUUCACUUUAUCUUUAGAGCAUUGUAUAUCUCUUUCAGAUGAGAAGUUUAGAGUAUUUAUUCCUUAAAUAUGUAUUGCUACUUGAAAUCCUAAUUGUUCACAUCAAUUAGAUUAUGUUCAA